AUGAGAUUUCUGAGACCGCUGGAUAAAAUCAAUUUAUCGCUGUUGAACAGAGAUCGAAAUUUGAAGAAAAAGCUGAUUCUGUGGAAAUUCGAGUCAGAUUUGAAGGCUGUGUACGAGAAAUUUGUGGAUGCUGUGGAGCGUUUGGCUGGAGGAACCGUGGAAAAAUUGUGCAUAGUGGCAUGCCGUACUGCGUUAGAAUUAUUGCUUGAACGGCCGGAGCAAGAGCAGAAAUUGCUCUCUCUGCUUGUCAAUAAACUUGGUCAUCCGAGCAAGACGCUGGCGACGCGUGUUUGUGGAUAUCUGCUGCAGUUGACUCGGAAGCAACCACUGAUGCGUUCAAUCGUUGUCAAAGAAGUGGAGCGACUUCUUUAUAGAAAGUUGGUAUUGAAUAUCUGUAUAGAUAUAUUUUCAAAUGCUAGCGGGAAUGACGUGAUGGAAAAAUAG
This is a messenger RNA of Gongylonema pulchrum, 444 nucleotides long. The record is from the annotation of a GenBank genome assembly. NCBI's taxonomy places the organism in Eukaryota, Metazoa, Nematoda, Chromadorea, Rhabditida, Gongylonematidae.